AUGUUCCGUGUGACGAACGCCACCGGCGUCACAGACAAGGCACUGCUGGACAAGUGUCAGGCCAAGACGCUUCUAGAGAAGAAAACAGUUAUCAAUUUGUUCGAGGCAUACGCUAUAGCUGUCAAGGACUACCUGCACAGGGAAGGUGGGAUUGAACAUAAAGACAUCAUCGAUUACGUCAAGUUCCUCCCCAAGACCGAAAAGAAGCAGAAAAGGGCCAGCCGGACCUUGAAUGCAGCCGCCGCACUACCUACCCGUGACACCCCUCACCCUCUCCACCCACUAGAGAACGAUUCAGGCGGGAACACUCAAGAUUUAUUACCUGCCGAGAACCCCCCCGACCGUUUGUUGACGAGUCUAUGCACCCAUGUGUGGCGCAAGAUAUGUCGUGCGGAAUCCUCGCCACGCUGGCCAAAGCCCCGAAAGAAAGAGCGUGUUGAUAACGUCCCUCUAGAAAUAUCCUUCUACCUCAGCUCGUACAUUGCCUCUCUAGAAGAGCGGAAUGACAUUAUUCACCCCAAGAUCGAACCUCCCGCGAUAUCACUUUUGCACACCUCGCUGUGCCGACUAAUCGAAGCUCUCACUGACAUGGAGAGAAUCGCAACCACAUCAGUCAUAUACUCGAUGCAUCUGUGGCUACUAACGCUCAUCUACUGCCUUUUUUUGCCAUUCCAAACUUUGUCUACAUUGGGCUGGCUCACAGUACCUGGUACCGUUCUUGCGAGUUUUAUGUUUUUCGGCUUCCUUGUAGCCGGUGCGGAGAUUGAGAAUCCGUUUGGUUAUGACAAGAAUGACUUGAACCUCGACGAGCUCGUUCAGAUUAUCCAGAAGGAUCUACACUCAAUGUCCUCGCCUCCUACUCUGAGACCCUCUGAGUGGGUAUUCUGUAAGGACAAUAUCCUCUUCCUAUCCCGCCAAAACGAUGAAAUAGUUUCACCUGAAGAAUGGCUAAGGAGGGGAAACGAAGGGAUACACAAGGCGGUGCCCACUGAAGGCCAACCUGACCAGACAUGCAACGUGACAUACGUAUAA
This is a messenger RNA of Pisolithus orientalis, 1032 nucleotides long. Its product is annotated as Bestrophin, RFP-TM, chloride channel-domain-containing protein. The record is from RefSeq and is a predicted model, not a curated record. Gene Ontology annotation, molecular function: chloride channel activity. Lineage: Eukaryota; Fungi; Basidiomycota; Agaricomycetes; Boletales; Pisolithaceae. Bases 1 to 1032 code for a protein of 343 amino acids. The transcript is spliced from 13 exons.